AUGCGCAUUCAACUCUGGAGCCUGCUCGCAGCGGCGACACUUGCUGCAGCGGGAAAGCAUCUGCCACCCCGCAACUACUCGAGCCACGACUAUUAUGCUAUCCAUCUUUCCCCAUCCGCAUCGCCAUCAGACAUCGCUGCGCACCUGGGCCUGACGUACGAGGGCCCGUUCGGGACGCUUGAGCAUCACCAUGUCUUCAAGGCCCCCAAACACGAAAACGAUAUCGUCAACGACGCACAACAAGAACUGAAGAGGAGGCGGCGGAAACGAGAAGUUGGCCUCGAGUAUCAUCCUCUCGACAGCGUCCACUUUACUCAGAAGCAGAAGAUCAAGCCGCGCCAUUGGAAGCGCAGCGUGAUACCAGAUCGGCCAGAGAGAGCCGCCCCACCGGUAACACCUGCUAUUCAAGCCCAGCGGGAAGUCGCGACCAAGCUGCAAAUCAAGGACCCCAUCUUCGAAGAGCAAUGGCACAUCUUCAACGUGAAGACGCCUGGUAAUGACAUAAACGUUACUGGUGUGUGGAUGCAGGGCAUCACAGGCGAAGGCGUCACGGCAUGUGUUGUUGACGAUGGUCUCGACUACACGAGCAACGACCUCAAGGACAAUUUCUUUGCUGAAGGCUCUCACGAUUACAACGACCACGAAGACCUGCCCACCCCGAAGCUUUCUGACGACCGACACGGUACACGAUGCGCCGGAGAAAUUGCCGCAGGAAGGAACGACGCCUGUGGUGUCGGACUUGCCUACGAUGCGAAGAUCUCAGGUGUGCGCAUCCUCUCGGGAGAUAUCACAGAUCUUGACGAGGCGCUCGCGAUAAACUAUGAGAUGCAGAAGAAUGACAUCUACUCAUGCUCUUGGGGUCCGCCCGACGAUGGUAAGACCAUGCAGGCUCCAGGCAUUCUCAUCGAAAAAGCCAUGGUCACUGCUGUCCAGCAAGGUCGUGGCGGAAAGGGAUCCAUCUAUGUUUUUGCGGCAGGCAAUGGCGCUGCGAGCGACGACAACUGCAACUUUGACGGCUAUACAAACAGUAUCUACAGCAUCACCGUCGGCGCUAUCGACCAAAACAACGGACACCCAUACUAUUCCGAGGCCUGUUCCGCACAGCUGGUUGUGACAUAUAGCAGUGGCGGCGGCGACGCCAUUCACACAACAGAUGUUGGCGCGAACAAGUGCACCAACCAGCACGGAGGCACGUCGGCUGCCGGACCUAUUGGUGUAGGAGUAUUCGCUCUCGCGCUUCAGGCCCGACCUGAAUUGACAUGGCGCGACAUGCAAUGGCUUGCUGUCAUGACAGCUGUUCCCUUUGAUACGCCCAGCGACUGGACCAAGACCUCGCUCGACCGCAUGUACAGCCAUCAAUUUGGAUACGGAAAGCUCGAUGCCUAUGCGAUCGUCGAGAAGGCAAAAGAAUGGCAGCUCGUCAAGCCCCAGGCUUGGUUCUACUCCCCCUGGAUGCAUGUGAAGAAGGCGAUCCCCGAAGGCAACCAAGGCCUCGCCAGUGUCUUCGAAGUCAAGGAAGAGAUGCUCAAGAAUGCCAAUUUUGCUCGUGUUGAGCACAUCACUCUCACCAUGAACGUGGAGCACACGCGCCGCGGCGACCUCGCUGUCGAGCUCCGAUCUCCAAGCGGCAUGGUCUCACAUCUCUCCACUGCACGCCAAGGCGACGAGGCGCCUUAUGGAUAUAUUGACUGGACGUUCAUGUCCGUUGCUCACUGGGGUGAAGACGCCAUCGGCAACUGGACCGUCAUUGUCAAAGAUGUCAAAUCCGGUAAUGCUAAGACUGGUACCUUUACCGACUGGAAGCUCCGUCUCUGGGGUGAAUGCAUCGACGCCUCCAAAGCUAAACUUCGUCCGAUCCCCGACGAACAUGAGGACGACGAUCACGACAAGAUUGAUGAUCACCCGGCGCAUACUACCAGUGUUACCAUGCCCCCUGGUACCACACCUACUAUGACAUCUAUCCCCGAUGACCACCCCGAUCGUCCCGUGAACCAGAAACCCUCUCAAACGUCGGCUAACAGUGGUGUACAGACGACGGCUUCGGCAACUGCAAGCGCAAGUGCCACGGCGUCUGCUGCUCCAUCUGAAAACUUCCUUCCCAACCCCUUUCCCUCCUUUGGUGUGUCGAAGCGCACGCAAAUCUGGAUUUACGGUGCUCUUGCCUUGAUCAUCGUUUUCGUUGCUGGUCUUUGUACCUAUCUUUUCAUCGCUAGACGCAAACGCAUGAAGGAUUCGCGCGAUGCUUACGAAUUCGAGGUUCUGGACGACAACGAGGAUAGGGACGACGCGGGCUUGCUCUCUGGUGCUGCCGGCAGGAAGAAGCGUGCUAAGAGGGGUGGAGAGUUGUAUGAUGCUUUUGCUGGCGAGUCCGAUGAGGAUCUACUGAGUGACGAUGAGGGCGAUGAGGGUCCAUAUCGGGAUCAGGAUAGGUAUAACGAGAAGUAUGCGCAGGAUGAUGGGAGCGAAGACGAGGGUAGUGGCAGUGGAGCGAGCUCAGCAGGCAAGAGACAGUAG
Molecule: messenger RNA, 2514 nt
Organism: Alternaria burnsii
Lineage: Eukaryota; Fungi; Ascomycota; Dothideomycetes; Pleosporales; Pleosporaceae
Product: kex1 protease precursor
Exons: 1
Coding region: 1-2514 (837 amino acids)
Biological process (GO): protein processing
Cellular component (GO): trans-Golgi network; Golgi membrane
Molecular function (GO): serine-type endopeptidase activity
Source: RefSeq, a predicted model, not a curated record